Molecule: messenger RNA, 1521 nt
Organism: Macroventuria anomochaeta
Lineage: Eukaryota; Fungi; Ascomycota; Dothideomycetes; Pleosporales; Didymellaceae
Exons: 1
Source: RefSeq, a predicted model, not a curated record
AUUGCUGCCGUCGCGUCCGCCAGCUUGACACCGUCCAACACAUCGACCGUCAACUCGCGCUACUUCCAGGGCACGCUCCCGCUGCAAGGCCCGGGGAAUGGACAGCAGAUUGCCGAGCUGAUACCGCUGACGCGCGAGGGCGCACAACGGUCCAUCGAGGGCAAUCUCUACCGCACAAAUAGUUCCACCGUCUCCAACAUCUCGGACGGUGAGAUUGCCUACAUCAGCUGCAACCCAACCGACUACCCCGGAUUCGUGGACGCUCAGGCAGUCUUCGACCAGGCUUACGGCAACGGGAAUGCCAACAUCUCGGGCGUCAUCCUGUACAGCACCGUGACCGACUACUGCGCCUACGAUGACAACGGGUCCAUGUCCGGCUUCCCUAUCCUGUCCAUGACGAACAAGACCGACUCGGCCGCCGUCCUUGACCAGAUCGACGACCUCGCCGUCCAUAUGAAAUACUUCGUCCAGGUACAGGGCCGCGGCAAUGAUGGCAACUCCAACAGCAUACAGCAGCAGAAUCCUCUGGGUCCGUCGCCCUCGACAGCUGUUGCCAUGAUUAUCCUUUACAGCAUUACCGGUAUCAUCACGGCGCUAUUCUUGGUAAUCAUCUUGACCGGUGCUAUCCGCGCUCACCGUCAUCCCGAGCGCUACGGACCCAGAAACGUGCUGGGAAGGCCAAGGCAGAGCAGGGCGAAGGGUCUGGGAAGGGCCAUCUUGGACACCAUACCUAUCAUCAAGUUUGGCGAGAAGGAGCCGGCUAAGCCAAUAGACGUGGAGCUGGGGUCUACAAGUGAGGCCAGAGAUGUUGAUGGAGCAAACAGCACUGCUGCAGCUGCGGUUGUACCGCCUGCAACCGCUACAGUGGCCGCAACAGAAGUAACAAGGAAUGAUACCUCGGCGGCCACCGCUGAGACAACACGGGAUACACCCGCGAUGAUAGAGCACCCUGAAGGUAUCGCCGCCGCCAUUGCCCCCGCUGCAGUGGCCGGCGCCAGCACGAACAAAGCCUCCCAUGAGGACACUCUUGGCUGCACCAUCUGCACAGAGGACUUUGAGAAGGGCCAGGAUAUUCGAGUGCUGCCAUGUGAUCACAAGUUCCAUCCUGAGUGCGUGGACCCAUGGCUGCUGAACGUCUCCGGCACAUGUCCUCUCUGCCGUGUCGAUUUGCGCCCAACGAAUACCCAUGAAUCUAACGGCUCGCAAGGCGACGAACUCGCUCCACCUCUGAAUCCGGAAGCCGAGGCUUCACAUCAUCGCCGCACAGGACUCCGAGACAUACUGUUCUUCCGCUCGCAUCCCGAUGCACCGGCUGAAGAUCGCAUAAGUGCUCUACGCCGCCUGCGUGAGCAACGACGCAACCAGAGUGGGGAUGUCGCCGAGGGCACUGCCAACGCUAGUGCCGAGGAUGUUACAAGAGGAGAUCGCCGAAGCAGAAGAUUCAGCACGAGGCUCAGCGACGUCUUCAGUGGACGGACGCGUAGAGGUACAAGCCCUUCGCAGCCAGGAGGUGCCAGUGGC